AUGUCGUCGUAUAAAUACCUUUUCAAGUAUAUUAUCAUAGGAGACACAGGUGUGGGAAAAAGUUGUCUCCUUCUCAGGUUCACCGAUAAGAGGUUCAAACCAGACCACGACCUAACCAUAGGUGUCGAAUUCGGCACUAGGCUGAUAAACGUCAGGGGAGAUACCAUUAAACUACAAAUCUGGGACACCGCCGGACAGGAGAGCUUCCGGUCAAUCACGCGGUCCUACUACAGAGGAGCUGCAGGUGCUCUCCUCGUCUUUGACAUUUCCAGACGUUCCACAUUCGAACACCUGACGAAGUGGUUGGAGGAAGUCAAGGACCAUGGCUCACCGACCAUGACUAUCGUACUUAUCGGAAAUAAAACAGACGUCAGCAACCGAGAAGUUGAGUACGAAGAAGGCAAGGCCUUCGCGGAAGAAAACAACCUCAUCUACAUGGAGACGUCGGCUAAAGGCGAUUACAACGUGGAAGAAGCAUUUCUCACUACUGCGUCAUUGAUUUACGACAACGUAAAGCGAGGGAUGUUCGACAUCGAAUCGGGGGUGUACGGAGUAAAAAAGGGGCCACAGGCGAACAUCAACUCAAUGAGAACAAUUGCACACAAAAAGUCAAAAGAUGACCUCAAGGAUGCACGCCGCCAACGCAAGCAUGGCCAAAAACCAGCAGAGGCGACAGGACACUAA
Molecule: messenger RNA, 684 nt
Organism: Babesia ovata
Lineage: Eukaryota; Apicomplexa; Aconoidasida; Piroplasmida; Babesiidae
Product: ras-related Rab-2B isoform X1
Exons: 4
Coding region: 1-684 (227 amino acids)
Cellular component (GO): Golgi apparatus
Molecular function (GO): GTPase activity; GTP binding
Source: RefSeq, a predicted model, not a curated record